Molecule: messenger RNA, 1108 nt
Organism: Arachis ipaensis
Lineage: Eukaryota; Viridiplantae; Streptophyta; Magnoliopsida; Fabales; Fabaceae
Source: RefSeq, a predicted model, not a curated record
AUUUGCUCGAACUCCACUCACAAUACACAAAUCAAAGAAACUUUAACUUCAAAUCGAAGAACUCCCUUAGCUAAACCUAGCUUUCCCCUCUCCGUCAACGGGCUCCUUCUUCUCUCCGCCGCUAACAGAAUCAACCCGCGAAGCUGAUAGAAUGGCCAACCUUGUUAGGUUCAGCUCCUCCGUCCCCUCCUUCGUCGCUAAGGACACCCGCGGUUGGCUCCUCGACCCUAUCUCGCUAGCUCGAGCUUCUGGCAUUUUAGGUGGAGCUCUCACUUGUGCUUCGGUUCAUAUAGGAGAGAUUCGGCCUGGCAGGUUGAGAGGGAAUCAUAGGCAUCAUGAUUGCAAUGAGACAUUUGUCCUUUGGGGUGCCCUAAUCAAAUUUAGGGAUGUAUGGUGUGGCCCUGGAAUUGGAUUCGCAUCAGAUCAUGCUUCUGCUUCUGUGAAUUGUGUGGUGGCAAGGAAGAAUGCUUCUUCAAGAAGGAGCCUUGAUGCUGUUGAGAGAGCAACACAUAGGGAAAAGAGUUCCGAGCAGCUAGUCAAAAACUUGGUGAUGGCGUGGGUGUAAAGUCUUUAAUGCAAAGCACGGGACUUUGAAUGAUUGCUGGCCAGGCAGUUUCUGCUUUUAAUUAUGAGUGUUUUUUAAUCUAGUGUUAAGUUCUAAGCAUUUUUAGGGGCUAAUAGUUUCUUCUAUUUAUGUCCAUAUAGAACAAUUCAAUGUAUCAAAUCUCCAAAGUCAAUCUCAUUUAUAAUUGAAUUUGGUAUAAUAAAGCUGAUUCACUUCUUCUAACAUUAUAUGAUGUCUUAAUUUUUUGAUAAUUUUUUACCUCUCCUCUGGUUAAUGCUUAUCUUGUUUCUCUAUUGAAAAUUAAGUAUAAAAUGCAUGGCUAAGUCAUUCUGUGUACUUGAAAAGGGUUAUCAUUCUGUGUACUUAGCCAAUAAAUGAACCGUUAUCAUUCUGUGUUGUGUUCUACCUCUUUUAGUACAUUAAUAAAUCAAUGUAACUGGAGAGAGUAUUAAAAUAUUUUUGUUUUCUAAUCUGUGGAUUCUUGUCUUUUUACUAUGAAGAAUAAAUGUUAUUCUAUUUGGAUACGUAAUGCAAAUAUUUUUU